AACCAACAAACUGUCAGACCAAUAAGAGAAGUCUCAAAGUGAGGCAUCGGAGGAGAGAUCGAAGAUUAACGCUUUGAAACUGAAAGGAAGUGAGAGAGACUAGAGAGAGAAGGAGACGAAAACUAGUAGCAGAGACGCUGUCGUUCUCUCUCUCUCUCUCUCUCUGCGUGCUUGUGACUGUGCGUGUGAGAGUUCAAAACAGCCAGACAAUCCAACCCGUUUCUCUAUCUGAGACGCCCCCAUUUGAUCGGAGCCCCUCAUUCUCUGUGCCAAAUUACUGUGUAGUUGGCUCCCGUCCCGUUUGGUCUGGUCCGUACAAUGGAACGGUACGGCCGGGCUAGCGGCGAGUCGCAGUCCGAUCCAUCGCUGGAAUGGACUGGAACCGGAGGCGAAACGGGUCUUGAAGAAUCUGUGAGGCAAUUGGGAUUGGUUGGUGGGGAAUCGUAUCCACAACGGCCCGAUGAGGCUGAUUGUAACUACUAUUUGAAGACAGGGUUUUGUGGGUAUGGCUCGCGGUGUCGGUUCAAUCAUCCCCCUGACCGUGGCCCGGUUUUUGGAGCUUCGAGGACUGGCAUGGAGUAUCCAGAGCGAGUAGGCCAGCCUGUAUGUCAGUAUUAUAUGAGGACAGGAUCUUGCAAAUUCGGUGCUUCAUGUAAGUACCACCAUCCUAGGCAGGGAGGAGGCGUUGCUCUUGUAUCACUUAAUUGUUAUGGAUACCCAUUUCGACCGGAUGAGAAAGAGUGUUCGUAUUAUGUGAAAACAGGACAAUGCAAGUUUGGUGCAACUUGUAAAUUCCAUCAUCCACAGCCUGCUGGUGUUCAAGUUCCUGCACCUCUAUCAGUUCCCCAAGUCUCUUCUCUACCUGUCCGAGUACCUUCAUCGUUCUAUCCAACUGUGCAGCCUCCAUCUGGUCCUUCAUCACAACAAUAUGGUGUAAUGGUUGCAAGACCACCUCUACUACCAGGGUCAUUAGUCCAAAGUCCUUAUGGGCCUGUGGUAAUGUCCCAUGUCCCUUUUUCAGGUUGGAAUCCUUAUCAGGCUCCUACAAGCCCUGCAAUUCCAUCUAGUACUCCAUCAAAUGUUGGUUCAACACACCUUUAUGGGAAUACUCAGCUACCUUCAUCAGCACCUGCCUAUACUUCACCUUAUCAACCUGCAGGUUCCGCAUUUGGUCCCUCAAACACUAGUCAGAGAGAACAACAUUCAUUACCAGAAAGACCAGGUCAGCCAGAAUGUCAGCAUUACAUGAGAACGGGAGAGUGUAGAUUUGGUCCUUCCUGUAGGUAUCAUCAUCCACCUGAAUUGGUUGUACCAAAUGUCAAUGUGGUCCUUAGUCCUGAGGGUCUUCCUCUGCGCCCGGGUGCACCGCCUUGCACUCACUAUGUGCAGCGAGGAGUAUGCAAGUUUGGUCCUGCAUGCAGGUUUGAUCAUUCUAUGGGAACAUUGACUUACAGUCCAUCUGCUUCUUCUCUUGUUAAUAUGCCAGUUGUAUCCAUUCCUGUGGGUUCUUCCAUCAGUACUCGUCCUCCAUCGUCCUCAUCAUCAGAGUUGCAGCCUGAACGUAACCCUGGUUCUAGCCGGGAGCCUGGAUCAUUCAGAAUUUCUUCUUCAAUGAGCACAGCCACUGGAUCAGUUGGCUUGGCUUUGUCAACUAGUGGAAACGUUUCUGAAUCAAGUGCUCAAACAUCCGCCCAAAGUUCUGUUCCGGUAGCAACUACGACUAUCACAACAACCAGCACUGUCUCUCAUGCCCCAAGCUAAGCAAUGUGAAUGCAUACCUCCUUUUUAUUCCUUUUUAUCUCAAUUCUUAAAGGAGACAUCGUCCUUCUAGGGACUCCUCAAACAGGUUUUGUUUUUCAGUUAUCCCUGUUCCCCAGGUCUAGAACACAUUAGUGCCUAUUAUCUUUGGGUUGAUAAUCUCAGUCUUUUCAUGGCCAUCCAAUUGAUCUUGAAUAAACCGUGGCCAACCUUGAGAAACUGCAUCCAUAUCUCCAGUUUCUGGAGUUUUUUGCAUCCACAUCUCCAGUUUCUGGAGUUUUUUGAGCUUAUUUAUGCUUCAGUUUUCUUUGUCAUGAGAGAAUUCUGCUCACACUCUCAUUGAUCAUGUGUUUAUGUUUCUUCCCCUCAACCCUUCCUUCGAAACACCAAAUCUUUUUCACUUUGAGAACUUUUCUUUCCGAAUUUUUCUUGGAAGUGGAAGAAGGUUCUGUUGAGUAUUGUUCCCAUAUUUUUGUCUUCGUUUUGGGUGAAGAAAUUAUGAUCAGGACUCAGGAGACAGCAAUGAGAUGAGGCCUCACGUUGCUAUUUUAUGCAGGUGCACAGUGAUGUGAUGUAGAGUGAAAUGCUUUAUUUGGGAUUUAAAUUAUUUCAAAGUGCAAAUAUAAGGGAAAGUAAGAAACGCACUUGAACUGACACGUUUGAAUCUAAUAAAUUUUGCUCUCCCCUUGUUAUCA
This is a messenger RNA of Prosopis cineraria, 2453 nucleotides long. RefSeq names its product zinc finger CCCH domain-containing protein 34-like. The record is from RefSeq and is a predicted model, not a curated record. The coding region runs from base 319 to 1761 and encodes 480 amino acids. The transcript has 7 exons. Lineage: Eukaryota; Viridiplantae; Streptophyta; Magnoliopsida; Fabales; Fabaceae. Gene Ontology annotation, molecular function: mRNA binding; metal ion binding.